Salvelinus namaycush (lake trout) is the source of this 1371-nucleotide messenger RNA. Its product is annotated as cation channel sperm-associated protein 3-like. Bases 1 to 1371 code for a protein of 456 amino acids. Gene Ontology annotation, cellular component: membrane. Gene Ontology annotation, biological process: monoatomic ion transport; transmembrane transport. The record is from RefSeq and is a predicted model, not a curated record. Gene Ontology annotation, molecular function: monoatomic ion channel activity. Lineage: Eukaryota; Metazoa; Chordata; Actinopteri; Salmoniformes; Salmonidae. The transcript has 13 exons.
AUGAUUAUGGUCACGAUUAUCCUCAACGCUCUGUUCAUGGCUUUGGAGACGGACUAUGAUUUGAAAUACAAACUUUUUGGAUUCUUUGAGAUUGCAGACGAAUUCUUCAUGGCCAUUUACACCAUGGAGUUCUUGAUGAAGGUGUACGUUAACCCAGGGCUUUACUGGAAAAAUGGCUACAAUGUUUUCGAUGCUAUUAUUUUGGUCAUUUCAUUCGUUCCCAUGUUCGCUGAUGGAGGGGACUCCAGUGCAAUGGGGACCAUGCGCAUCGUCCGCGCUUUUCGCUCUUUGCGCGUGCUGAAGACUGUGUCGUUCAUUCGGGGCCUGCAGGCCUUGGUUGUAGCGCUAUUCAAGACCAUGAAGAGUGUGGUCUAUGUCCUGGGCCUGAUGUUUCUCCUGAUGUUCAUCUUUGCCAUCAUUGGAUAUUACUACUUUGGAGACCCUAACACUGGAGACCCUGAUAACUGGGGAGACCUGGGCUGUGCACUCUUCACACUUUUCAGUUUAGUGACAGUGGAUGGUUGGACUGAUCUGCAGCAGAACCUUGAUGACCUGGGGAUGAACUCCAGCCGCAUCUUCACCAUCGUCUUCAUCCUCAUCGGCUACUUCAUCUUUUUCAACAUGUUCAUCGGCGUGGUCAUCAUGGAGAUCCAGGUUGAACCCCUCUGGCCCCUGUCCUCCAGGUUGAACUCCCCUGUCCUCCAGGUUGAACCCCUCUGGCCCCUGUCCUCCAGGUUGAACCCCCCUGUCCUCCAGGUUGAACCCCUCUGGCCCCUGUCCUCCAGGUUGAACUCCCCUGUCCUUCAGGUUGAACCCCUCUGGCCCCUGUCCUCCAGGUUGAACCCCCCUGUCCUCCAGGUUGAACCCCUCUGGCCCCUGUCCUCCAGGUUGAACUCCCCUGUCCUCCAGGUUGAACCCCUCUGCCCUCUGCCCCCUGUCCUCAUGGGAGUCCCAAAUGGCAUCGGACCCUAUUCCCAUACAUCGUGUACGCAUGCAACGAAGCGUUUUGAGAAUGAGGUACAAAGUGAACGGGAGGCUUCGCUGACCCAGAAGAAACACGCCAUCAUCCAGAGACAGAAGAAUGAGAUCAGGAAUCUGAUCCAGAGCCAGACAGGCAACUUCACCAAGCUAGUGGAACAGUUCAACAAGUCUCUGCGUCACACUGAUUACACUGUGAUGGAGGACCUGUCUACCAGCAUGUCCUUCAUAGACAUCUACCUGACCACCCUGGAUCACCAGGACACCACUACCAACAAGCUGCAGCAGCUGUACUCCGAGGCCAUUCUGAUUCUGAGUGACUUACUGGAAGAAGACUUGAUUGAAAUGGAACAGAAAGCGCUGAGAGAGAGGAAAAUCAAAAUGAGGGCGUAA